Molecule: messenger RNA, 465 nt
Organism: Meyerozyma guilliermondii ATCC 6260
Lineage: Eukaryota; Fungi; Ascomycota; Pichiomycetes; Serinales; Debaryomycetaceae
Exons: 1
Coding region: 1-465 (154 amino acids)
Source: RefSeq, a predicted model, not a curated record
AUGGACACUUUUAUUGAAAAUCUCUCUUUGAACAUUACCAAGUUGGUAGUUUUCGUGGUCUAUGUAUGGUUCAUGUACUAUGUACUUACUUCUCCAUUUAGGGUCGAUAAAUGGUUCGGGCCAAAUCCUGAUUGGAAAGCGGUCAUUAAGAUCAACGUAUUGAGGGCAGCAAGUGGCAUAUUGGCAAAACACUCAUCUGAUGUGACGGCGGAAAUUUGCGUUACACGAAAUGACUAUAUUGACGAUAAGGAUAUAUGGAUUUUGAAGGGUCUAGCUAUGGCCGUUGUUAUGGGAACAUACAUUAUUUUGGUUCAAACCAUCGAGCACAUGUAUCGUGUGAUCGAAGAUUUACAAGCGAGUGCAAGAAGUGAAAAAGAGGGUUCAAUUAGAGAGAAAGAAAGUGCAAUUGAGGAGAAAGAGAGUUCAAUAAGUGAGAAAGAAAGAGUGCAAGAAAAACAGAAUUAG